Arabidopsis thaliana (thale cress) is the source of this 1676-nucleotide messenger RNA. It is a transcript of the gene APRL5, whose product is annotated as APR-like 5. Gene Ontology annotation, cellular component: membrane. Lineage: Eukaryota; Viridiplantae; Streptophyta; Magnoliopsida; Brassicales; Brassicaceae. The transcript is spliced from 4 exons. The coding region runs from base 392 to 1294 and encodes 300 amino acids. The record is from RefSeq and is marked reviewed.
AAGAUCUGGAAAAUUUAAUAUUUUUUUCAGCAAUGAACAAAGCAGAAUUAAAUGGUGCUCCAGAAUUUGUAAGAUCGGGUGGUGCUAUUUAAAUCCAAUAUCAGAAACACGUCGAACGAGACCAAUAGAGCUAGCUUCUGAUACAUUUCGACUUUGGCGUUUCUCGAUCUGUUGUUUCUGCUCCCAAAUAAAAAUAAAAAAAAAUCGGAUCGGGGAUUUCCCCAAAUCGUAAAAUUAGGUUUUGUUCUUCAUUUCUAGCCCUAGCUUAGUUUUAUCGUUAUCUUAUUCAUUAAGGUUUGAUUCUACCUUUGUUUCGCUUCCCUCCUCGAAUUUUGCAAUUCCGUUAUUAAAGGAUCCUAGUUUUUCUGGCUCUUGUACUACGUCAAGUUUCAUGGAUUCUCGAGUUUCGAUUCUCUUCGUCUGUGCAAUAGCCGUGUCAUGCUUUACGUCUGGGUCUGCUUCAUCACCAGUGGACUUUUCCGUUUGCAAUUACGAAUUCGAGCUGUUUCGAUUCGAUUUAGAGGCCAAAUGUCCUCCUUCUCUGUAUCCAACUCCUCCUAUUGAGGUAGAUGGAGACUCACUAGACAGGCUAAUGGCUUCACAACAUGGAAAUGCUUAUAUGUCUGUACUCUUUUAUGCUUCCUGGUGCCCAUUCUCACGUGCUGUGCGCCCUAAGUUUGAUAUGUUGAGUUCCAUGUUUCCUCAAAUACAACACCUAGCUGUGGAGCAUUCUCAAGCACUGCCAUCUGUCUUUUCUAGGUAUGGUAUCCAUAGCUUACCUUCAAUCCUGAUGGUAAAUCAAACUUUAAAUGCUCGGUACCAUGGUCGAAAGGAUCUUAUAUCCCUGAUUGAGUUUUAUGAAGAGGCAACAGGCCUCCAACCUGUCCAGUAUGUGGCUGAAGGGGAACCAACAGGCUUAAAUGCCGGUGAUGGUAACUUGAUCACAUGGUUGCGCAAGGGGACAUCUAUUAGAGAAAUAUUCAAACAAGAUCCGUUCUUGGUACUAUCUCUGCUGUUUAUCUGUUUACAAAUGGCAAUCCUUGUCUUCCCCAUAGCUGAAUCCCGCAUGAGAGCGUUAUGGGCUUCUUACGUUGCCAAUUUGAACUUGGGAAGAUUUGGAGAGAUAAGCCAACUGUUCAACCGUGGUAUUCACAUGGUCGAUGUGAGGAGGUUAUGGUUGAAACUAAGUCUCGUCAAAACAAGAAACUUCCAUGAAAGGGCAAAGAACGCACAAGCUUGGGCUUCAUCGCUGGCAUCUGUCUCUCUAGGCCAAACUUCAUCAGACCAAUCCUGAUCUCAAGGGUAAGAUCAUGUCAGUAUUGGGAAGAGAUGAGCUUUUAAGUGUGUGCUGGAAAUCUGAGAGUUCCUUUAAUGAAUGUUAUAUGACUUAUUUGAGUUUGAUUUGUCUGCAACGAAGCAUGUAAAUCCAGGAACAGCUUUGCUUCUGUUUGUGAAUAUCUUUCUCCCUUUUUUGUUCUAUAAAUUUGAGAUGUCUGUUUUUGGCCUCAUUUCUUUUACUGAAUAAUUUGAUUGAGUCAGGUAAAUUUGUCUGAAUUAUCUUACGCAGCUUUGUCUUGUAAUGUCAGUUCGAGUUUGGUUGGCUCUACCAUGGUUUCAUGUUAUGGUACAUUAUCAUCAUGUGCAUCAGUGCAUGUUGCAUUAUAUAGGAUACAACA